Messenger RNA from Hermetia illucens (black soldier fly), 2112 nucleotides. Its product is annotated as innexin inx3. The coding region runs from base 413 to 1603 and encodes 396 amino acids. Gene Ontology annotation, cellular component: plasma membrane; gap junction. The transcript has 6 exons. Gene Ontology annotation, biological process: phototransduction. The record is from RefSeq and is a predicted model, not a curated record. Gene Ontology annotation, molecular function: gap junction channel activity. NCBI's taxonomy places the organism in Eukaryota, Metazoa, Arthropoda, Insecta, Diptera, Stratiomyidae.
UUGGUAUCUUUUCUGUCUAUCUCUUGUGUUUCAGUACAAACAGUAGUGAUUGUCGGUGGUUGAAAAAAGGGCAUUAACUUCAAGCGCAAUCGCUUAGAAUGAUUUAUUCAAAUAAUUCCGGACAGUAGAAUGUAGAGUAGUUGAUUCUGUGCAACUGUGCAGUAGAAAUUGCAUGAAAUUACUAGUGAUUUGAUCAUUCUGGCGAUGGGUCAGGGAUUUCCAUCCCGCAAGUAAUACAGUAGCUCAGAGCAGAAAUAGAUACAUCAACUCCAGUUGCUACCGAUUGCUGCAUGCUCUAGUAUAAACUACAAUCUAAUCCGACUUAAACAAGGACAUUUUCAACCAUCAAGUACCGGCUGAAAAGAGGGAGUAUUCAUCUUUCUUUUGAGGUCAUCCUACACGUGUAGAAAAAAUGGCCGUUUUUGGACUGGUCUCAGCGGUAGCGGGCUUUGUAAAGGUUCGCUACCUUAUAGACAAAGCUAUCAUUGAUAAUAUGGUUUUCCGAUGUCACUAUCGAAUUACAAGUGCUAUCCUAUUCGUCUGCUGUAUAAUCGUAACCGCCAACAAUUUGAUCGGGGAGCCAAUAUCAUGCAUCCAUGAUGGAGCUGUUCCAACACAUGUCAUCAAUACAUUCUGCUGGGUCAUGUAUACGUUCUCAAUCCCCCGACAACAGUAUAAGCAUAUAGGGACAGAGGUUGCGAACUAUGGUCUAGGAAAUGAAUAUAACAACGAAAAACGCUUCCACAGUUAUUACCAGUGGGUUCCAUUCAUGUUGUUCUUCCAAGGCAUCCUGUUCUAUAUGCCUCACUGGAUCUGGAAGAACUGGGAAGAUGGAAAAGUUCGUAUGAUAACAGAUGGUAUUCGAGGCGUUUCAACAACCACCGUCCCAGCUGAAGAACGUCAUGCUAGACAAAGCAUUUUGGCACGUUAUGUCAUGAUAAGCUUACGCACCCAUAAUACCUACGCGUUUGGAUAUUUCCUCUGUGAAGCGCUCAAUUUUAUUAAUGUCGUAGGAAAUAUAUUUUUCGUGGAUAAGUUCUUAGGUGGAGCCUUUACAACGUAUGGGACCGAAGUUAUUAAGUUUUCAAAUAUGAUACAGGAUACACGCUAUGAUCCUAUGAUAGAGAUCUUUCCGCGUGUCACAAAAUGUACAUUCCGCAAAUUCGGUCCAGGAGGUUCACCACAGAAACAUGAUACGCUUUGCAUUCUCGCUUUGAAUAUAUUAAAUGAAAAGAUAUACAUAUUCUUAUGGUUUUGGUUCAUCAUCUUAUCUAUCAUAUCUGGCCUAGCUAUCCUAUUCUCAGCAAUUCUGAUAAUGAUGCCUACAAGCCGCGAACGUAUUAUCAAACGUCGUUUCCGACAUGCAUCCUCAAAAGAAGUUGAACGACUUGUACGAUGCCUUGAUAUUGGCGACUUCCUCCUGCUCCACUUCCUCGGACAAAACAUCAGCAUAUCCAUGUAUAGCGAUAUGUUACAAGAAAUCUGUCACAACUUCGAAGCUUGCGAGGGUGGAACACCAUCAGCGCCCUCAACUAUGGAAAUGAAUCCAAUACACCCAUUAUAUCCGGACACGGAGAAGCACGGAAAAGAAACGGAAACCUAAUCUCAAAAUAUCGAUAUCACUAAAGCUGAGCAGCAUUCUUUUUAAGAGCACAAAAUGUCCUGGCCUGAAGUAUCGUUUCCAAGGACAUAUUGCUGCAUUAUAUUUAUAUAUAAAAUUUAAAUAUUACGAAGACUGUCUCGAAAUCAAAAUUUCAACAUUUUGGAAUAGAAAAAUUGAAUAAACGUAAGAGAAUGUGAAAUUUAAGCAAUUUUAAAUUAAAUUUUAAUAUUUUCGUCAUUUUUAAGUAGCGAAAAAGUGUCAAUAUCGAGACUAGUAAGACGACAACGAAUAGAAUUAGAAUUAAUUUUCUUAAAUAAUCAUUAUUUUGUCAAUUUCAAUAGAAGCCUAGUGUUUAUGUUUUAGCGGAAAAUUAAGUAUUGCCAUUGGUUAAAUAUGCAUUGUGAUUAAAAUUAAGAGAAUAUUUUUAUGAAGCUAUAUAUUUUACGAGCACUUAAAAGGAUAUAGUCUUGAUAAAAUUCUUCUUCCAAAAUAUACUUAUAUUUUUUAUA